AUGUCUCACGUCCCUUCUAUUUUGAACCCUACUGAGGAAGAUAUUCAACUCUUGUUGUCUGCUCAAGUCCACAUUGGUACCAAGAAUGCCAACACUCGUAUGACUCCUUAUAUCCAUAAGCGUCGUGCUGAUGGUAUCAACUUGAUCAACAUUGGUAAGACCUGGGAAAAGCUCAUUUUGGCUGCUCGUGUUAUUGCCGCUAUUGAGAACCCUCAAGACAUUGUUGUUGUCUCUGCUCGUCCUUAUGGUCAUCGUGCUGCUCUCAAGUUUGCUCGUUACAUUGGUGCUGAAGCCAUCGUUGGUCGUUACACUCCCGGUACUUUCACCAAUUACAUUACCCGUUCUUUCCGUGAACCUCGUUUGGUUAUCUGUACUGAUCCUCGUUCUGAUUUCCAAGCCAUUCUUGAAGCUUCUUACGUCAAUGUCCCCGUCAUCUCUCUUGCUGACACUGAUGCCAACCUCAAGUUUGUUGACCUUGCUAUCCCCACCAACAACAAGGCCAAGCAUGCUAUUGGUUUGAUCUACUGGCUCUUGGCUCGUGCUGUCCUCCGUCUUCGCGGUACCUUGGACUACUCCACCCCUUGGGAAGUCAUGGUUGAUAUGUUCUUCUACCGUGACCCUGAGGAGAUUGAGAAGGAGAACGAGGAAGCUGCUGCUGCUGAGGAAUCCAACGUCGAGUGGGGUGCUACUACUGAGGAAGCUGACUGGACCAUUGAGGGUUCCGCUGCUGAAGGACCUGCUGGUCUUGCCGCUCAAGCUGGUGAAUGGUCUGCUCAAGCCGAUGCUGGUGCUUCUGACUGGGCUGAGGAUGUCAACACUGCUCCUGCCUCUUCUUGGAACUAA
Molecule: messenger RNA, 843 nt
Organism: Mucor velutinosus
Lineage: Eukaryota; Fungi; Mucoromycota; Mucoromycetes; Mucorales; Mucoraceae
Gene: MRPL19
Product: mitochondrial 54S ribosomal protein YmL19
Exons: 3
Coding region: 1-843 (280 amino acids)
Biological process (GO): ribosomal small subunit assembly; cytoplasmic translation
Cellular component (GO): 90S preribosome; cytosolic small ribosomal subunit; ribosome
Molecular function (GO): structural constituent of ribosome
Source: RefSeq, a predicted model, not a curated record